This is a messenger RNA of Tachyglossus aculeatus (Australian echidna), 1782 nucleotides long. It is a transcript of the gene USP30, whose product is annotated as ubiquitin specific peptidase 30. Gene Ontology annotation, biological process: protein deubiquitination. The record is from RefSeq and is a predicted model, not a curated record. Gene Ontology annotation, cellular component: nucleus; cytosol. The coding region runs from base 9 to 1529 and encodes 506 amino acids. Gene Ontology annotation, molecular function: cysteine-type deubiquitinase activity; cysteine-type endopeptidase activity. Lineage: Eukaryota; Metazoa; Chordata; Mammalia; Monotremata; Tachyglossidae. The transcript has 13 exons.
GGGCGGCCAUGGCGGCCAUGGCGGCCCUGUUCAGCAGGCGGGCUGUGGGGAGGCUCCUCAGGACCGGCACCGCCGUCAGGUAUAAAGUGAUGAAGAACUGGGGCGUUCUUGGAGGAAUUGCUGCUGCUCUGGCGGCAGGCAUAUAUGUUCUCUGGGGUCCCAUCACUGAGAGGAAGAAGCGCAGAAAAGGGCUGGUCCCCGGUCUCCUCAACUUAGGGAACACCUGCUUUAUGAACUCUUUGCUGCAAGGCCUGUCUGCUUGUCCAGCUUUCAUCAAGUGGUUGGAAGACUUCACGGCCCAAUAUUCCCCCGAUCAGAAGGUGACCUCCACCGACCGCUAUCUGUCCUUGACUCUGCUACGCCUUCUGAAAGCUCUGUCCUGCCAAGAAGUUAUGAACGACGAUGUCUUAGAUGCAAGUUGCCUAUUAGAAGUAUUACGGCUGUACAAAUGGCAAAUCUCGUCAUUUGAAGAACAGGAUGCUCACGAAUUAUUCCACGUCAUUACGUCAUCCUUAGAAGACGAGAGAGACCGCCAGCCCCGGGUGGCGCACUUGUUUGACGUUCAGUCUUUGGAGCAGCAGCCAGAAAUAAUCCCCCAACAAAUAACCUGCAGAACAAGAGGGACACCUCAUCCCUUGCCAAGCCACUGGAAUUCGCAACACCCUUUUCACGGAAGACUGACCAGCAACAUGGUUUGCAAACACUGUGAAUGCCAGAGCCCCGUGAGAUACGAUACCUUUGAUAGCCUUUCGCUAAGUAUUCCAGCCGCCACCUGGGGUCGUCCCGUGACUUUGGACCACUGCCUACAUCAUUUCAUCUCCUCUGAAUCUGUUAGGGAUGUUGUGUGUGACAACUGCACCAAGAUUGAAGCGGAGGGGACCCUGAACGGGGAAAUGGUUGAAAACCAGAGGACCACGUUCAUCAAGCAGUUAAAGCUGGGAAAGCUCCCUCAGUGUUUGUGCAUCCACCUUCAGCGUCUCAGCUGGUCCAGUCAGGGCACGCCUCUGAAACGCCACGAACAUGUCCAGUUUAAUGAGUUUCUGAUCAUGGAUAUUUACAAGUACCAUCUCCCUGGGCACAAGGCAAGUCAGCACAAUCCAAAGAAGAAAGAUCCCACGUUGGAAAUGAAAACUGCAACCGCCACCAAAAGAGCAGCAGCGGAUCAGCCAGGUGGCCCCAAAACUUUGUUUAUAAACGGAGCUUGCUCACCAGCUGUACUACCUUCUCCGAUAACCUUGUCUCUCCCGGCCAUUCCUGACUACAGCUCCUCCUCCUAUCUGUUCCGCCUCAUGGCGGUCGUGGUUCACCACGGGGACAUGCAUUCUGGACACUUUGUGACGUACCGCCGCUCCCCACCUCCCGCCAAGACCCCCCGCUCCGCCAGCAGCCAGUGGCUCUGGAUUUCCGACGACACGGUCCGCAAGGCCAGCCUGCAGGAAGUCCUCUCCUCGAGCGCUUACCUGCUGUUUUACGAGCGCGUGCUUUCCAAAACCGAGUCCCGGGGUGAAGAGUACAAGUCGGAAGAAUGAGCCGGCCGGACGCCGUCUAGAGGAAUCGUCGGUUGUCCCGGUGGGUAGAGGCGGGAGGGCGAGCCCUCUCGCAUGGAGCCGGGGGAUCCCGUUUGGACCAAAACUCAACUCUCCAGAGCCACUCUACUACUGCGGCCGAGCACUGGGAAUUGUCAUUGUGUUAGAAAAACAUUCAUUACAGCCUGAUGAUAUUUGAUGUGCCCCACACAUGUGAAACAGAUAAUUUCUAUAUAUAUAAAAAAGUCAAGAUUCC